Molecule: messenger RNA, 2799 nt
Organism: Microcebus murinus (gray mouse lemur)
Lineage: Eukaryota; Metazoa; Chordata; Mammalia; Primates; Cheirogaleidae
Gene: STEAP3
Product: STEAP3 metalloreductase
Biological process (GO): copper ion import
Cellular component (GO): plasma membrane; endosome
Molecular function (GO): cupric reductase (NADH) activity; ferric-chelate reductase (NADPH) activity
Source: RefSeq, a predicted model, not a curated record
UGCAUAAUUGUCAGACCAGAGAGGGAAAGCAGCCUGCCCACAGUCACCGUGCUGGCACGUGGCUGACCCUCAAUUCACAGCCCGGUCUGUCUAAUCACAUCCACCAGCUAACACAGCGCCCCUCUGAAUUCAGAGUGGGGCGAGAUUGCUGGGUGGGGGCGCUGCGGGGAGCCGGCAGGUGCUUGGGUGGGACCUUCGAGGAAGGGGCAUUCGGAUGGGCCAGGAGGAUGUCGAGCUUGGUGGAAGUCGUGGUGUUGGCCGGAGCGGAGGGGCAGGCACUGGGAGGCGGGCAGUGGGGGGUCAGUCUGUGCACGGGCCUGUGCUGGGCUCCGGGGAGAUUCAGGGAUCUAACGGUGCCCACGGGAGCUCCCACUCGAGUAAGACAGACAGACGCAGGAGGCCACAGAAGUCAGAGCACUCUGCGGGCCCAUUCGGGUCGUUGGUGUUAACAAUAACAGAGUGACCCUGCCCAGGGCCUGGCGGUGUGUGUUCUGGUUAUCAAAUGCCCAGGGUUAUACUUCGAGCUGAUGUACGCCAAGAUUGCUGGUUUGCAGACAAGCUGAAAACAAUUGAAUGUACUUGUCCCUAAGAAGGGACUUAGCACAGUUUACUUCAGUGAUACAAAAGCCUCCAAACUUCUGGCCUCCUGUGGGCUGCUGGUGUGGCCUCCAGGUCAACGGAAAAGCCAUCCACAGCCACACGUGCCCGUGUCCCUAGUCCACGCUUCGCCCUUGGGUCCGUGCUGUCUUCUGUUAUGGAUUUUUCUGUCUGUCUGUCUGUCUGUCUGUCUUCCCGCCGUGGGCACUGACUAGCAAGUAAAGAUGACAAUGAAGCCUUUGUCGGUACAAAGUGCCGAGAGAAUUACCACUAAGCCACUGGCAGCCAUGGUGAUUGCAAUAAAUUUCCCUCACGGAAUUUGAUAAAUUGCCACUUUCUACAGCCAUUAUGUUUGUCUUUGUAUCCUGAAGAGUAAAUGCCCCAUCCCCCCUUUCUUUCUCUCUCUCAUGUGCGUGUGCGUGUCAGAUGACAUUUAUUCAUUUUAUGCAUCCUGGGUUCUACUGGUCGUCCCGCCUCAGUUCCUGUAGCAGAGAGACCUGAGUCUGAGCCACUAAUUAUCACCAGUGAGGUUUCCUCCCCAAACAGGAAGUAUCAGGCCUGACUGCUGUCUCCCAGCGCACUCUCUAACCAAGCAUCAGUCACCACUCCCGCCCGGCCCUGUGGCCAGGAGCUGGCGCACAGGCUGAGGGGGAGGCAGCCCUGCUGUCCAAGCCCCUGGCAGGCCCUUCGCCUUCUGAGAAACCAACAGUCAGAACACAGUCAGGCUGUCCACAGGCUGGAGACGGAGCGAGAAGGGGUGGCCCGGACCACAGUGGGAUUGUCAAGGGACUCAAGCUUCAGACCCUUGUGCCAGCCAGAUGUCGCACCAGCCUGCUGUUGCCACCAAAAUGUCAGGAGAGAUGGACAAGCCGCUGAUCGGCCGUCACCUGGACAGCGAUGGCAGCCUUGCCGAGGCCCCCAGUGGGGCCCCCAAAGUGGGCAUCCUGGGGAGCGGGGACUUUGCCCGCUCCCUGGCCACACGCCUGGUGGGCUCUGGCUUCAACGUGGUGGUGGGGAGCCGCAACCCCAAACGCUCAGCUGGGCUGUUCCCCUCGGCGGCCCAGGUGACUUUCCAGGUGGAUGCAGUGAGCUCCCCAGAGGUCAUCUUCGUGGCCGUGUUCCGGGAGCACUACUCUUCGCUGUGCCGUCUCAGCGAGCAGCUAGCCGGCAAGAUCCUGGUGGACGUGAGCAACCCCACGGAGCAAGAGCACCUUCGGCACCGCGAGUCCAACGCCGAGUACCUGGCCUCCCUCUUCCCCACCUGCACCGUGGUUAAGGCCUUCAAUGUCAUCUCUGCCUGGACCCUGCAGGCUGGCCCGAGGGAUGGGAACAGGCAGGUGCCCAUCUGUGGCGACCAGCCAGAAGCCAAGCGUGCUGUCUCUGAGAUGGUGCACGCCAUGGGCUUCAUGCCCGUGGACAUGGGGUCCCUGGCCUCCUCCCGGGAAGUGGAGGCCAUUCCCCUGCGCCUCCUCCCGGGCUGGAAGGUGCCCACCCUCCUGGCCCUGGGGCUCUUCGUCUGCUUCUAUGCCUACAACUUCAUCCGGGACGUGCUGCAGCCCUACGUGCAGGAAAGGAAGAACAAGUUCUACAAGCUGCCGGUGUCCGUGGUCAACACCACGCUGCCGUGCGUGGCCUACGUGCUGCUGUCGCUGGUGUACUUGCCCGGUGUGCUGGCAGCCGCCCUGCAGCUGCGGCGGGGCACCAAGUACCGCCGCUUCCCCGACUGGCUGGACCACUGGCUGCAGCACCGCAAGCAGAUCGGGCUGCUCAGCUUCUUCUGCGCCGCCCUGCACGCGCUCUACAGCUUCUGCCUGCCGCUGCGCCGCUCCCACCGCUACGACCUGGUCAACCUGGCCGUCAAGCAGGUCUUGGCCAACAAGAGCCACCUUUGGGUGGAGGAGGAAGUCUGGAGGAUGGAGAUAUACCUCUCCGUGGGAGUGCUGGCCCUCGGCACGCUGUCCCUGCUGGCUGUGACCUCGCUGCCAUCCAUCGCAAACUCGCUCAACUGGAGGGAGUUCAGCUUCGUUCAGGUAAAGUAGGCCUCCCCUGGCUAGCGAGCCUCAGCCUGGCCCAAGCCCACCUCCCACAAGCAAGCACCUGCCCCUCCGAGAACUGCCUCGGCUUCGAUCACCUGUACAGCAAGACCACUCUGCCACACUCGGGGCCUGCCUAACCUGGAGGGCCCGUCCGAGCCUCCUGAGA